AUGUCGAAGUUGUUGGUGAAGAUGUUAAAGAAAAAACAGAGAAAAGAGUCACUUCUUAGACACGGUUGCCCAUCUUACCGCCAGUGCCGUACCAGCCACGGGACGUCAACUGCAUGCCGGUGCAACGGCUCGCUAAACGAACGCUAUGUUUUCAGCGCGCGUGGUUCGAUAGCUUUCCAUGGCUCCACUUUGACGCUAACGUUAGCGGAGUACUCUGCUUUACUUGUGCUGAAGCACAACCUGAAAUUCCAGUCUUCCAACAACGACGUUGACGCACAGUUAAGUACGCACCAUCUUGAAGAACAAACGAAGGCGCGCAACGCUCUGCUGAAGAUUGUGACGACCGUCCAGUAUCUAGCGCAGCAGGGACUGGCAAUACGCGGCAAAGAGUCAAGCGACGGUAAUUUCAUGAAGUUGUUAGAGCUGCGGAGCAACGAUGACGUCGUGUUACAGAGGUGGUUGACACGCACAACUUCAUACACAAGCGUUGCCGUGCAAAACGAACUGUUAAAAAUCAUGGCACACAUGGUGCUGCGAAAUAUUUGCAAGAACGUGGGCCUUUUUGCAGCCAUUGUCGACGGAACUCAAGACAUCCAAGGCGUUGAACAGGAGGCAAUAUGCGUGCGAUAUAUAGACGACGCUUACGACGUUCACGAGGACUUUAUCGGUCUGUACAGCGUAUCUGAGACGACUGGUGCCAGCCUCAGCAAUAUGCUGCAAGACGCGUUGCUCAGACUCAACCUCCCAAUCACGCAUCUGAGAGCGCAAACGUAUGACGGAGCCAGCAAUAUGUCGGGCAAAUACCAAGGCUGCCAAGCACUGAUCAAGAAAGUACAACCACUGGCAAACUACACGCAUUGCGGUGCACACAUCACGCACCUCAUCUGUGCGAAGGCCAUCGAGAAAUUGGCUGAUUUGAAAGAUGUUGAUUGUCUACUUGGUCAGCAGAUUGGAAGCGAUGUUGAGAGUCAUUAA
Molecule: messenger RNA, 975 nt
Organism: Gigantopelta aegis
Lineage: Eukaryota; Metazoa; Mollusca; Gastropoda; Neomphalida; Peltospiridae
Product: zinc finger MYM-type protein 1-like
Exons: 3
Coding region: 1-975 (324 amino acids)
Source: RefSeq, a predicted model, not a curated record